This is a messenger RNA of Yarrowia lipolytica CLIB122, 1821 nucleotides long. RefSeq lists its product as uncharacterized. Gene Ontology annotation, molecular function: mRNA binding. The record is from RefSeq and is a predicted model, not a curated record. NCBI's taxonomy places the organism in Eukaryota, Fungi, Ascomycota, Dipodascomycetes, Dipodascales.
AUGGGCGACUCCGACCAGCAUGAACACGGUCACGUGAGCCCCGAACUCGCCACAGCACACUCUCCACCUUUAACAUCGGCUUUGCAACCAACCUCGUCCACAAGUUCAAUUGAGGAAGGUCCAGCAGCAGCAUCCAACGAGGAAAAGACAGAGUCCGACAAAAGGGCACCUCUGAAUGUGCCUCCAGUCGCAGACACGCCUCCGCAGACAUCUCCUGAGACGACACACAACAAGUGUCCCCCUCCUCCAGCUUCUCAGACUCCGCCCAAGUCUCCUCCUAAGGACGAUACCAGUGAUGUGAAGGGCACAGACAGUGCAAGCGGUGCAAAUGGAGAUACAGACGACAACACAGAAAAUACCAACAACACCAACAAUACCACCAAUACCACCAAUACAAACCAUACCAACCAUACCAACACCAAUACCAAUGACAAGACGGAUGUGACCAGUGGGAAUGCACACGAAAUUCCCUCUAACACGAGUGGCAAGACGUCACCGGCGGCAAACACCCCAACGACAACAACAACUCCUACAGCGACAAACCCCAUCCAUAUUCCGGGACUCACCAACACCAAGCCCGUAUCGCUGUCGGGCACAUCGUCCCCCGUGGCUCACAACACGUACACAGCGGCCAGCACGGUCAACAUGGGAAAAUCUGGCCACGCUAGCGACGCGGGCAGUGCGCAAGAGACAGGCUCCACGUCGGGAGCAACCACAGGAUCAGUCGCUAUAGCCACGUGUGGCGGCCGGGAAAUCAACCCGCACGUGCUCUACGUGGCGGGAGUGGACGCCUCCGUGAAGGAGUCCAUUCUGCUAGACCUGUUCAAGGUUACAGGACCUAUCAAGUCCAUCAAAAUCUUCCCCGACCGACAGAAGGCUAACAUCAACUUUGCCUUUAUCGAGUACGAGGACAAGGAGGCUGCACAGCUGGCGAUGCAGACGCUCAACAACCGCCAGAUCCACGGUCAGGAGAUUUCCGUCUCGUUCGCAUUCCAGACCAAGGUCGAGCGUGACUAUAACUUGUUUGUGGGCGACCUGGGCGCCGACGUCAACGACGAAAUGCUGCACAAGCACUUUGCGCACAUUCCGGGGCUGUUGGAUGCACGAGUCAUGUGGGACAUGACGACGGGUCGGUCCCGAGGCUACGGCUUUGUUUCGUUUGAGACCAAACAGGGCGCGGAGCGGGGUUUGAUUGAAAACGGCAGUGUGCUCGGCAGCCGGGUGAUCCGUGCUAACUGGGCCAGCUCGAGACGCAGCAACAUGCAGGGUCAGUCGGGACCCCAGGGAGGACGAAACAUGGGAGGGCACAUGGGAGGACAUAUGGGUGGCGGCAUGGGAGGUGGAAUGGGUGGCAUGGGCGGCAUGGGAGGCAUGGGAGGCAUGGGUGGAAUGGGAGGAAUGGGCGGCAUGGGUGGAUUCAAUAAUGGCAUGGGCAACUUUGGACCUUAUGGCAACCAAGGGAUGGGAGGCCACAACCACGGACCUGGCAACCACAACAUGAUGAACAAUCGAAACUACCGUGACCGAAGUGACCGAAGUGACCGAAGUGACCGAAGUGACCGCAACGACCGUGACCGUGGCGGUGACAAGAUGGGUCUACCGAAAACGGUGUACAUUGGUAAUUUGCCAAACAUGCAUCCGUCGGAGCUGAUUCCUCUUCUGCAGAACUUUGGCUACGUGGUGGAGUUCAAGCAUCAUUCCAAUUACGCUUUUGUAAGCUACGAUUCACAUAAAAGAGCGCAGAUAGCCAUGAUGCAGCUCAAUGGGUAUAAUAUCCACGGACGAACGCUGAAGUGUGGAUGGGGUAGAGACAGGAGGUAG